AUGGCGCUGGUGACCGUUCAGCGUUCCCCGACCCCUAGCAACACCUCCAGCCCCUGCGUGUCGCAAACGGAGGAAAAAAAUGGUAAAAAGUAAGAUAGAUUACUUUUAAAUAUCAGUGAAAGCUUCCUGACCGUUAAAGGGGCGGCGCUCUUCCUGCCCCGAGGAAAUGGUUCCUCCACUUCGUCGUCAGCAUCCCGCUUCUCACUGCGCAGCAAACAUGCUGGCGACAUCCAGCAACACCUUCAGACCAUGUUCACUGUCCUCAGACCAGAGGACAACAUCAAACUGGCAGUCCGACUGGAGAGUGCCCACGCCUUUUUGACACGUUACAUGGUAGUGGUGUCCACCAAUGGAAGGCAGGACACAGAGGAGAGUGUGCUCCUCGGCGUGGACUUCAGUCCCGUGGACGGCUCGUGUUCCCUGGGCUUGGUUCUUCCACUCUGGAGCGACACGCUGAUUCACCUGGAUGGAGAUGGGGGCUUCAGCGUGUCCACCGACUGCCGUGUGCACGUCUUCAAGCCCGUCUCCGUGCAGGCCAUGUGGUCGGCGCUGCAGUCCCUGCACAAAGCCUGCGAAGUGGCGCGUUGUCACAACUACUUCCCGGGAAGCUUGUUCCUGACAUGGGUCAGCUACUACCAGAGUCGCGUCUCGUCUGACCAGGCCCGCAUCAACGAGUGGAACGCUAUGCAAGACCUGCAGUCGCACCGCGCCGACUCCCCGGUCCUCUUCUCUGACACGCCCACCGAACGCGAGCUGACGGAGCGUGAGAUCAAGAGCAGCUUGAGGGAGAUCAUGAUGCAGAAAGAUCUGGAGAAUGUCACCUGCAAGGAGAUUCGCACGGAGCUGGAAAUGCACAUGACUUGCAACCUGCGCGAGUUCAAGGAAUUCAUUGACAACGAGAUGAUUAUCAUUCUGGGCCAGAUGGACAGUCCCACACAGAUUUUUGAUCACGUCUUCUUGGGAUCUGAGUGGAACGCGUCCAAUUUGGAGGAGUUGCAGAAUUGCGGAGUUCACUACAUCCUGAAUGUGACCCGCGAGAUUGACAACUUCUUCCCGGGCGUCUUCGAGUACCACAACAUCCGCGUGUACGACGAGGAAGCCACCGACUUGUUGGCCUACUGGAACGACACCUACAAGUUCAUCACCAGAGCCAAGAAAAAUGGAUCCAAGUGCUUGGUGCACUGCAAGAUGGGAAUAAGUCGCUCGGCGGCCACUGUUAUCGCGUACGCAAUGAAGGAGUACGGAUGGGAUCUGAGGAAGGCCUUCGAUUACGUCAAGGCGCGCCGAACCGUCACCAAACCCAACCCGUCCUUCAUGAGACAGCUGGAGGAGUACCAGGGCAUCCUGCUGGCCAGCAAACAGCGGCACAACAAGCUUUGGCGUUCUCACUCUGACAGCGACUUGUCCGACCACCAUGAGCCCUUGUCUAAAGCGUAUCACCGGCCGCGAGGCCCGGACUGCUCAGCCACCCCACUGGAAUACUAUAUCAAAAAAACGGCGGGAUUCGGCGCCCCGUCUCGUCCCCUGAGCUCGCCGCCAUGUGACAACGUGCAGCAUCACGCAUCUCGGUCACCCGUCGACUCCCUCGACACGCCCGGUGCGUUGUUGGGGCACAGGGACCGCAUCGACUUCUUAAGCGCCAGGGAGAAAUUUAAAGGGAUGGCGCAGCGACAUUCGUCGACGCCGCCUGAGUUCUUCACCGGGGAUGAGACCAAAAGAAAGAGCCUGAUUCCCGUGCAGGUCGCAGAAUCAAAGCCCGCCGAGCAAUCAGAUGAGUCCGAGCCCAGCCAAUUGGGGGAUGGGGGCCGGGAAGUGGCCAAGCCUGCACAGGAAGUGAAGGAUGGCGAUGUUUUUUGUUCUGGCAUAAAGCAGGAAGGGGAAAAGGAAGAGGAGGAUAAUACCCGUCUCUACAGGGACUGGACACGAGGCUCGGUGCGUCGCGUCACGCGCCAGCUGGAACGGCAGAUGAAGCGGGAUCGCCACACGCAACAUCGCACCCCCUCGCUGACCUCAUCCCCGUCCUCAUACCAGGGAAGUCCCGCUGGGGAUCGCACUCGUAUCGCCACGAGGAGCAGCGACUGGCCGGCUAACGCCAGUUUCCUGUCUUCGGAUUGGGGCGGGGCCAUCCUCAAGGAGACGUGGGAGACGCUGCGUGAACUCGGGGCCUUCCUUCAACAGGUGAGCGUGGGCGUGGCCGGAGCCAACGGGAAGCGAGGCGGCGGCGUACGACGGCGCGUCCGAGAGGCGGAGGCUCGCAUCCGCCGGGCCGGCCUGACACCUCCUUCGCUGAUGAAGCGCUCGGCCUCCUUGGCCAAGCUGGGCUGUUUGGAGCUGCUGGUCGAUGAUCUCGCGGACUGGGAACUGAGCCAAGCUGUCGCUGCGCCACCGCCCGCGGAGCCUCUGGUCCACACGAGUGGCGAGGACCCCAAAAAGCAACGCGUCUAUGAUGCCGGCUCUCCGGCCGAGCGAUCGCCUGCCGAGAGCCCGCGGCGGCUCAGAGACUCUCCGUCUCCCUCGCCGCUUCAGCCGCUCUUCACGUCCAGGCAGCAGUACGGGAGGAGUCACCCCGUUAGGCGUCUCAAGAAAACAAACCUCAGCGCCCUCUACCAAACCAUGUAG
This is a messenger RNA of Nerophis lumbriciformis (worm pipefish), 2619 nucleotides long. The record is from RefSeq and is a predicted model, not a curated record. Lineage: Eukaryota; Metazoa; Chordata; Actinopteri; Syngnathiformes; Syngnathidae.